Penicillium mononematosum is the source of this 846-nucleotide messenger RNA. RefSeq lists its product as uncharacterized. The transcript has 3 exons. Lineage: Eukaryota; Fungi; Ascomycota; Eurotiomycetes; Eurotiales; Aspergillaceae. The record is from RefSeq and is a predicted model, not a curated record. Gene Ontology annotation, cellular component: nucleus. Bases 1 to 846 code for a protein of 281 amino acids. Gene Ontology annotation, biological process: site-specific DNA replication termination at RTS1 barrier; mitotic DNA replication termination.
AUGGGUAAUGACGGUGGCAGUAUUCCAACUCGCCGUGAGCUUGUCCGCGAAGCAGCCCGUGCCCCGAGCACGGCGCAAGUAAAAGAGACCCAGCGCGAACAACAAGAACACUCCUGGACUACCUGUCCUCUCUCGCACAAGUCGCUAUCCCGGCCAAUUGUCUCAGACUCCGUGGGGAAUCUUUACAACAAGGAUGCUAUACUCCAGUUCCUGCUCCCCGGCGACGAUGUUGAGGGCAUCAGCUCCAAGGCCGACUGCGAAGAGAUCCUGUGCGGGCGAGUGAAGUCGCUCCGGGAUGUGGUAGAGUUGAAGUUUGAAGUUGAUACCGAACUCACGGAGCACCCGUCAGGCCGUGCUCAUGCGCCCCGUGAGCGCCGCGAGGGCUGGAUCUGCCCGAUCACCGCAAAGCCGUUGGGCCCGAAUGUGAAGUCUGUGUACCUGGUGCCGUGUGGGCAUGUAUUUGCGGAGGAGGCUAUCCGACAGCUUAAAGGCGACAAUGCAACGAAUCCUUACACCGAAGAGAACAUCAUUAACAUCCUUACCACCAAAAAAGAAGACAAGCAACGUCUGAUGGCGCGAGGCCAGAAACUUGCUGAACAAGGCCUCACACACUCACUCAAAAAAGCCCCCGGCUCAAAGAAGCGCAAGAAGAAUGCCACCGCCGAGGGCAUGACUGAUGUUCCCGGUACCAUAGAGCCCGCUGACUUGGUAGUACCUAAACAAUCAUCAGAUUCCAAAAGCCGAAUCAACACUUCCGCACCAGUGUCUAAUACUGGUUCUGGCAAUGGAAUCAAGAACGCUGCUACUUCUUCGCUCACUGCUCGUGUGUUGGCGGAGGGAGAAUGA